UAUUAUAUAGAAAAAAACAUCUAGAUAUUAGUUGGUAACAUAGAGUACAAAUAGCAUGGUAAAUUGCAGAAGGAAUGUUACAUCUUCAUAAAUUGAAAUCAAGGGUGAAUAUAAAAAUAUCUGACUUUGGUCUUACAAGAGUUUAAGCUGAUAAUGGUAAGAUAAUGACAGGGACAUUAGGAACUUUUGUAUAAUAUAUUAUAAAAGUUAUAGCAUUGGAUGGCUCCUGAAGUAUUUUAGAAUUUCCCUUAUACUAUAAAAGCAGAUGUGUAUUCAUAUGCAGUAUAAUAGUUAUUCUAAUUUUAGAUAGUUUUAUGGGAAAUAUGUUGCAGAGAAACACCUUAUAAACAGUUAUCUACAAAUCUUCCUGCAAUUAUGAAAUUAGUAACUGUUGAUCAUGGAAGACCAGAUCUAAACUUAAUUUAGUUAGGAUGUCCUUCGUUUUUAAAAGAUUUGAAGAUCAAAUGUUGGGAUAAAGAUCCGAAUAAAAGACCAUCAUUUAAAGAAAUAACUUAAUACUUGCGUGCAUAAUUAUGA
Paramecium octaurelia is the source of this 537-nucleotide messenger RNA. The record is from the annotation of a GenBank genome assembly. Lineage: Eukaryota; Ciliophora; Oligohymenophorea; Peniculida; Parameciidae.